Molecule: messenger RNA, 4169 nt
Organism: Phasianus colchicus (ring-necked pheasant)
Lineage: Eukaryota; Metazoa; Chordata; Aves; Galliformes; Phasianidae
Gene: SLC23A2
Product: solute carrier family 23 member 2
Biological process (GO): transmembrane transport
Cellular component (GO): membrane
Molecular function (GO): transmembrane transporter activity
Source: RefSeq, a predicted model, not a curated record
CAUUCUUUGAACUCGCCCCCAAAAGAAGCAUGGGCUGGGAGCACCCCGUACCCACACCAACACCAUUUCCCGUAGCGAUGCACCUCGGGAGGACUCGCCUCGCCUCAGGAUCGCCUCAUAGCGCCGCACCCGCCACCACCGCCCGCCCGCUGCGGGGCCGCCAUGGCGGGCAGGCGCUGAGGGAAGGUGGCGGGCGCCAUCUUGUCGGGGGCGGAGCGGGGCCCGGCCCGCCCCGUGCUCUGCCUGGCGGGGCGGCCCCGGCCCCGCUCUACUCCCCGCUGCCGACCGAGGGGUGCGGAGUCUGGCGUGUUCUCCGUCGCUACCGCGGCUUCCAUCGCCCUUGCCGUCCGCUAUGGCAGGCUGUGGCUUGCAGCUUGGGCUGUUACUCUGAGCACAAACUGGAAGAGACGCCGUGGAGGAGCUGCCUGAGACGAUCUCCAGGAGUGAGCCUGGUGGUCUUGGAGAAAAAUAGCUUUCAUCAAAGUGCCAAGUGAAAGUACAAAGGAAGCUGAGAAAAGAGCCUGUGUGUGCUCAGGUUGCUGUCUGAGUGCUGUAAAGGAGCUUAAUGAACUAUGUAUUAACAUCCAUAAUAAUGUGGAGUCCUGAAAACGCAGAAGCGUUCCUGUUUCCCUCAUCGCUCCAACACAGUGCUUCAGUGAAGGAUUUCUUUGAAAACUUCCCUGAUCUCUUGGCAUCCAUCCCGCUGCCUUCCGCAGAAAGCUCUGGUGCUGCUCCCAGCUGUGACUGCCUGCCUCCUCCUCCGGCUCCCUCAGUUCACGUCAUCUGGCAGCCAAACCGUGCUAACGGUACUUAAAGUAAACAGCCUGAAUAUCCCAGCUGGUUUGCUGAAGAUAUCUGUGAUUCCUGGAGCUGCUGUUGUCUAAAUAAGAACCUGUCCUGUUAGUGCCUGGCCUUCAACCCAGAAACAUUCGCUUGGGUCCUGUAUGCAAGUCCAUGACAUACUGGAAACAAUGGGGAUUGGUAAGAAUACCACUUCGAAAUCAGUGGAGGCAGGAGGCUCCACAGAAGGCAAAUAUGAGGAUGAAUCCAAACAUCCCACCUUUUUCACUCUGCCUGUUGUGAUUAAUGGUGGAGCAACAUCGAGUGGUGAUCAGGAUACAGAAGACACAGAGUUGAUGGCCAUCUAUACUACAGAAAAUGGCAUAGCAGAAAAGAGUUCUUUGGCAGAGACACUGGACAGCACUGGCAGUUUAGAUGCUCAGAGAACUGAUAUGAUUUACACUAUUGAGGAUGUUCCUCCGUGGUAUCUCUGCAUAUUUUUGGGGUUACAGCACUAUUUAACAUGUUUCAGUGGAACUAUAGCAGUUCCCUUUUUGCUAGCUGAUGCCAUGUGUGUUGGAUUUGACCAGUGGGCCACCAGCCAGUUGAUUGGGACCAUUUUCUUCUGUGUGGGCAUCACUACAUUGUUACAAACAACUUUUGGAUGCAGGUUACCCUUGUUCCAGGCGAGUGCUUUUGCAUUCUUAGCACCUGCUAGAGCAAUACUCUCCCUGGAGAAGUGGAAAUGUAAUAAUACAGAUAUAACAGUUACAAAUGGAACAACAGAACUGCUUCACACUGAGCACAUCUGGUAUCCCAGAAUAAGAGAGAUCCAAGGUGCUAUUAUCAUGUCCUCACUGAUAGAAGUGGUGAUUGGUUUGCUUGGCCUUCCUGGUGCCCUGCUGCGAUACAUUGGACCUCUGACCAUCACACCAACUGUUGCUCUCAUCGGCCUCUCUGGUUUCCAAGCAGCUGGAGAAAGAGCAGGCAAACACUGGGGCAUUGCUAUGUUGACUAUUUUCCUCGUAUUGCUGUUUUCUCAGUAUGCCAGAAACGUCAAAUUUCCCUUACCUAUUUACAAAUCAAAAAAAGGAUGGACAGCAUAUAGACUGCAGCUUUUUAAGAUGUUCCCUAUAAUUUUAGCUAUUUUGGUGUCGUGGUUGCUUUGCUUCAUCUUUACUGUGACAGAUGUGUUCCCCCCUGACAGUUCCAAGUAUGGCUUCUAUGCUCGUACAGAUGCCCGACGAGGAGUGCUCUUAGUAGCUCCAUGGUUCAAGGUUCCUUAUCCUUUUCAGUGGGGACUGCCAACAAUUUCAGCUGCUGGAGUUAUAGGAAUGCUUAGUGCAGUUGUCGCUAGCAUUAUUGAAUCAAUAGGAGAUUACUAUGCCUGUGCCAGGUUGUCUUGUGCUCCUCCUCCUCCUAUUCAUGCGAUAAACAGAGGAAUUUUUAUUGAGGGUCUCUCCUGUGUUUUGGAUGGAGUAUUUGGGACAGGGAAUGGAUCCACUUCUUCCAGCCCUAACAUUGGUGUCCUGGGCAUCACAAAGGUUGGAAGCCGCAGGGUUAUUCAGUAUGGAGCAGCUUUCAUGCUUUUGCUUGGGAUGGUUGGCAAAUUCAGUGCUCUGUUUGCAUCCCUGCCUGACCCCGUGCUUGGUGCCCUCUUCUGCACUCUCUUUGGGAUGAUUACAGCUGUGGGUCUGUCUAACCUCCAGUUCAUAGAUCUAAAUUCUUCUCGCAACCUGUUUGUACUUGGAUUUUCCAUUUUCUUUGGACUUGUCCUUCCGAGCUAUCUCAAACAGAAUCCACUGGUGACAGGAAUAGCAGGCAUCGAUCAAGUAUUGAAUGUUCUUCUUACUACAGCCAUGUUUGUUGGUGGCUGUGUUGCGUUUAUUUUGGAUAAUACCAUUCCAGGAAGCCCUGAAGAAAGGGGAAUACGGAAAUGGAAGAAAGGGGUUGGUAAAGGAAGCAAGUCACUGGAAGGCAUGGAAACAUAUGAUCUGCCUUUUGGCAUGAACUUCAUCAAAAAAUACAGGUGUUUCAGCUUCCUGCCCAUCAGCCCUACCUUCAUGGGUUACACAUGGAAAGGCUUCAGAAAAAGCAGUAACUGCAGGAGUUCAGAUGAAGACUCAGAAGCUACAGUAUAGCCUUAGUUGAAACUAUAUUAUGUAGUUGUAGUAAAAGAUGUAUUUGCAGUUUCUUGCUGAUUAAGAAGCAUUAAAAUAUAUGUUUUGUAUAUCUGCAUUUAAAUUCUGGAACCAGAGCUGAGACAGAUUUAAAAAAAAAAAAAAAAGAGAGCGAGAAAAAAAGCUUUCCUGUUGUGGGUGGUGGUAGCCAGAUAUAGUGUCUCUGUUGGAUUUCUUUUCUUCCUUUUGUCCAAAGCUAUAGAUACCUGCGUACCCAAGUCUGCUUAUUUUAGAGGGGACUUAGGUUCCUGAAGUAUGUAGGUGCUAUUGAGAAUGUUACUUUUUAUAGUGAUUUUAUUUAAGUCAUUUAUGCUGGCAUUUUUGGCUCGCUCAUUGCUGGCAGUGUUAGUUAUGCCAGAAAAUCUGAAUCCUGUGAAAAGGAAAAAAUAAUAAUUCUAAUUAUCCUAAUCACGUCUAUUUUGUUUCUGACCACUGAUUUGCACAUUCCAUAGUUUCCCUGGAAACCAGACUUAGUUUAAACUGGCAAAUCCUAAGAGUAUUUUUCAGAUGGCUUGAUGGUUCAGUCAGAUGUCCAGCCUUAAGGCAGAAGUUUCCAUAAGAACUCUGCCUGUGAAAACUCUGAACGACUUCUAUUGGCUUCUUGCUUUAGAAAGAAUCACUCAUGUUGUAUCAGUUUGCAUUUUUAAACUUUUCCAUUUUCUGCUUGGCUUUUUAACCACCUACUACUGUCCAGCAGUAGGUUUUCUUUAAAGGGAUGUAUGUAGCUUGACUUUUAUAGAGAUGGGAGCCUUAACUUCCAGGUGGAACCUGAUAGCAGUUCUGACAGUGAAAUGAAUGUAUGCAGCUAGAUGUUUCCUAAACAAGAAGGCUAAAAAAGUGGUUCAGAGGGAUUCACACCUGUAUGCAUGUGAACAGAAUGCAACCAGCAUUCACUGGUGUGCAUCUGUGCAAAAUUUCUUGUUUGGAUGUUGAGAUCCAGUGCUGCCUAUGAUUGGCUUCUGUUGCAUUGCUUCUCUUUUUUUCCCUCUUUGUGGGAUUACUGUAAAAGCUCACUACUUCUACAGAGGUGAUCUUGAAUGGCAGAGACACUACAUUUGAUGUCCUCAUCCACUGAAUGGUUUAACGGGUAUUGGGUCCAACCAGGGCACCAUUCAGAUUUUUUUUUUCCUGGAAUAGUCUCAGCUCUGAUGUUAUGUGAGUGUUCAUGCUCAUCAUGCAUUCAUAAUUAAAAGUUUCAUUCAUGUUUAA